Messenger RNA from Micropterus dolomieu (smallmouth bass), 1455 nucleotides. RefSeq lists its product as uncharacterized. The coding region runs from base 128 to 964 and encodes 278 amino acids. Gene Ontology annotation, cellular component: mitochondrion. Gene Ontology annotation, molecular function: glycine N-acyltransferase activity. The record is from RefSeq and is a predicted model, not a curated record. Lineage: Eukaryota; Metazoa; Chordata; Actinopteri; Centrarchiformes; Centrarchidae. The transcript is spliced from 5 exons.
GAUAGAUCAGAUACAGUGAGUGACAAUGGCCGGCUGUUAAUGAUCAAUAAAGGCUCAGCUCUUGACACCUUUGAACAUAUCAUUUAAACUGACGUGCUGGAUAAACUCUAUCAGUAAGGACGCAAACAUGAAGGUCCUAAACAGAGACGAACUACAGAUCGCGGAAGGAGUUCUGCUAAAACACUUACCGAAGAGUUUUAAGGUAUACGGUUUCCUAUAUGGAAUUAACAGGAACAAGCCAAGUACAUUGGAGGUAGUUGUUGACACAUGGCCUGAUUUUAGGGUCAUCAUCUGCCGACCUGACCCCAAGAACAAGCGCGCUCUGGAGAUCCGGAAAAAAGUGACAUACUACACCAUGGAUGAACAGAUUUUAAGGAAAAUGCUGACAGAGGAGGAUGCAUUUGACUGGAGCACUUACUUCCUACUUGGAGGAUUUGACAUUUCCCACGCCCCCAUGCUCAAACAAGUGUCUUCUGACAGAAAUGUCAACAACAGAGGCUAUACUUUGGUGCAUCUUCUGUAUUUGCCAGACAGCAGCCAUCUGCUCACACCAGCAGUUGACAGCGAGCUUGAAUCAAGGAUUUCAUCUCUUAACCCUUCCCACGUUGAUUUGGUGAAUAACACCUGGAAGUUUGGAGGCAAUGAGCAGGGUUACAAAUAUAUUGAAACCAUCAUCAGCAACUUCCCGUCAUGCUGCAUCACUGACGGCCAGGGUCAGCCCGUGUCCUGGAUUCUGGUGUAUGAUUACUGUGCCAUGGGGAUUCUGUACACUCUGCCAGAGCACAGAGGGAAAGGCUAUGCCAAAGUUCUGGUCAGCAUCCUGGCCAAGAGACUCCACGCUCAAGGCUAUCCAGUGUACUGCUUCAUAGAGGAGGAGAACGUACUCUCCUACAGGCUCUUUAAAAACCUGGGCUUUAUUGAGGAUCCCUCAUACAGGGCGGCAUGGUAUGAGUUCAACUUUUGAUUUUGUAACCAUUGUGAUUUCUAACUAUUCUUUAAAUGGAUAGCUGACAUAUUAUCAGGCAAACAUAACUUGUAAAGUGUCCUGUGUGUAUUAUAGAAUCUUUCAUAGGCUCACCAUGUAUUGCAAAACAGCACGGACUGUUCUAAUGGAAAGAUAUGAAAAAGGUAUUCUGACACACAUAAUACAAUAAUAACGUCAACUUUUCAUAAUAGCCUACAGGUAUUUAGAGGAGAGAUCCAAAUGAAAAUAGGGUUUGUUGAUUCAUGCUUUGCUUUCUAUCAGAAUUUUCAGAUUAUGUUCAUACACAUACUGCAUUGGCAUUUUAUACACCCCAUUUUCAGUAAUGAUGGUUCCCCCAAAAUAAACAUAUUUUGUGUAAACAAUGUUGUAUUUUAUCUUUUUGAUGUCAAAGCUUCAGGUUCCCUGUGUAAAUUUAGUCCAGAUUCAACUAGUGUUUCCUUAAAUAUAAUAAAGGCUUCACCAUUAUGAAA